Ceratitis capitata (Mediterranean fruit fly) is the source of this 850-nucleotide messenger RNA. RefSeq names its product trypsin-like. Lineage: Eukaryota; Metazoa; Arthropoda; Insecta; Diptera; Tephritidae. The coding region runs from base 19 to 756 and encodes 245 amino acids. Gene Ontology annotation, molecular function: serine-type endopeptidase activity. The transcript has a single exon. Gene Ontology annotation, biological process: proteolysis. The record is from RefSeq and is a predicted model, not a curated record.
CAUAUUUCUACAGCAAAGAUGUUUGUACACUCAGCAUUAAGGAUUUUAGCCAUUUUAAUAGCUUAUCAUGCCAGCCUUUCUGUGGCGCUAGGCUUCAUUGGCGGCGCCGAGACAAGCAUUACGGCACAUCCUUAUGUAGUCUCACUACAAACAGCUAACGGCACACACAUCUGCGGUGGUGCACUAAUCAAGAAAAAAAUCGUCGUCACAACUGCUCAAUGUUUCGUCUUUUAUGAUCCUAAACAAAUAUUCGUGCGUGUUGGCAACAACAAUUACGAUAGCGAUGGUGAACUCAUACCAAUUGAUGCCUACAGAAUCAAUGAAAAUUUCGAUUUCACCACAAUGGAUAGUGAUGUGGCGGUGGUGAAGUUGUCUAAAUCCGUGAAGAAUUCACGUGUGACAAGGGAGAUAAAAAUUGCUGGAGACAAACCGAAAAACGGUAAAAGUGCUGCAGUGACCGGUUGGGGUGCAAACAAGCAGUUGGAGUAUGUUAAUGUGCGCCUUAUUGAUUAUAAGAAAUGCCGUUCGGGUAAAUAUAUUUAUGUUGAAGACGAUAUAACGAAAAAUAUGAUUUGUGCUGAGGCGUUAAAUAAGUCUGUAUGUGAUGGUGAACCAGGCAGUCCGUUAGUUCUUAAGGGCAAAUUGAUCGGUUUGUUGUCAUGGGGUUAUGGUUGUGGCAACCAGGGUAAUCCAGCUGUUUACACAAAUGCCAAUAACUUGCGAAAAUGGAUUAGAAAGGCGGCUAAAGAGUUGUAAAUUGAUGGCUUCUUAUAUCGGCGGCCAAUAAGCGCAGCUUUAUUAGCAAAAAGAAAAAAAAAAAUAAAAUUUCACAGCAAAUUCAAUUCAUAGU